This is a messenger RNA of Gadus macrocephalus (Pacific cod), 6730 nucleotides long. RefSeq names its product zinc finger and BTB domain containing 42 (gene zbtb42). The transcript has 2 exons. Lineage: Eukaryota; Metazoa; Chordata; Actinopteri; Gadiformes; Gadidae. The record is from RefSeq and is a predicted model, not a curated record. Gene Ontology annotation, molecular function: DNA-binding transcription factor activity, RNA polymerase II-specific; RNA polymerase II cis-regulatory region sequence-specific DNA binding; protein binding. Gene Ontology annotation, biological process: regulation of transcription by RNA polymerase II. Bases 921 to 2735 code for a protein of 604 amino acids. Gene Ontology annotation, cellular component: nucleus.
CAACUAUGGGAACCGAGAAAGCGAAAGUUGGGUUCGCGUUGGGUUGGCCAGCGGCAGUUGCAGUGAGUUCCUGUGCUCUUAAAGGCUCCCGGCGGCAGCAAUGCAUUUCCCAACACGGACAUGGUGCUCGUUUCACAGCCUCGUCCUUGCCUUUCUGCUGCCUUCUUAUCUCAGUAUGGUCCGGCUCCUUCGCUUUAAAUGAACGAAUUGUUGUGCUCGAAGUUCGCUACUUUUCGCUACGGUGUCGUUCCGAAAUAAUUGAGUUGAAAACCGAUCUGUUCUAGGCAGUUGGGAUUUCUGCUUUUGCCGAUUCAGAAGAGACUUAUCGUCCCGGUGGUGCGCGUUUAAGUGCGUAUAAAGAGCCCAGUUUCUUUAUUUGACUUAUUCGCGUCGGCUGCUGUGCGGCGGACUCGCUUUUAUUUUUAAGCUUAUUUUUUUAGAUUGUCAAAGUGACACAAUGUUCCUUCUUCGGCUACUUUAUAUACAUCUGUUCGUGCUAUAAGUUAAGGUAAAAUAUAUUUUUUGUACUGGCGUCGCUGACCAUAACAUAUGGCAUAAAGAGCAGCACAGCUGGAGGUACCGUUUCCAUUGCAGUGAUGUCAGAGCAGCUGACUCCACAGCUUGCAGUGUAAUUAGCAAACAGAGCAGCAGUUUACUCACUCUCUCCUCUGGCGUUUUCUUAACCUUGCCCCCGAUGGGCGACUGGUAGUUUUCUAUUCCAAGCUCUGCCUUUCUAUCAUUUCAGUUGUUUGUGUGCAUAUGUGGGAACAGUUGUACAUGAUUGUGCAUUGUGUGACGAGCAGUUAGUUUAAAGACAGAUCGUGAUGUUUUAAACGCAGAAACGUGCGUGUGGCGCUGAUCGGAUGGUCCAUCCGUUUGUAGGAGAAGCGCACAAAGUAUAGGAGGGCUCACCCACCGGGAUGCUUUUUGGAAUAUUUGGAAACGGAACUGGUGACAGAAUGAUACAAGGUCAGACGAGCGAAUAUUAUAGUUAUGAAGGUAGAAUGGAGUUCCCACACCAUAGCCGCCAGUUGCUGCAGUGUCUGAGUCAGCAGCGUCACCAAGGUUUCCUCUGUGACUGCACUGUUCUCGUCGGGGAGGCUCGAUUCAAAGCGCACAGGGCCGUGCUGGCCUCAUGCAGCAUGUACUUCCACCUCUUCUACAGGGACCAGCUAGACAAAAGGGACGUUGUGCAUCUGAACAGUGACAUUGUGACAGCGCCGGCUUUCAGCCUGCUCCUUGAAUUUAUGUAUGAGGGGAAGCUGGAAUUCAGCACUCUGCCCGUGGAGGACGUGCUGGCCGCCGCGAGCUACCUCCACAUGUACGACAUCGUCAAAGUGUGCAAGGGCAAGCUGAAAGAUAAAGAAGUGUCCCCGCUGGAUGAGAGGACGGCCGAGGGCCCUGGCCUGCGCCUGGCGCUGGGCGGCGCGGGGGACAGGGAGAGCUCCUCGGACGGGGAGCAGGCCGGCAAGCAGCUUGUCCGGCGACAGCCCCCCGCGCCGGCCCCCGGCCAUCACAGGCCUCCCCCCGCCGCGGACUCUGACACGGACAGCAAAGUGGGGCUGGCUGUCACCCUGUGUGAUCGCCCUGUGCAGAGCAGGCAGAAGGCCAACGGUCAGUCCGGCCGGUCCCCGGACCUUGUAGGUGUCAAUUAUGUGUCGGCCGAGGCCGAGGCCUGUGUCCAAACAGCUGGAAAAACAAAAGCUGAUGUCAGUAGCCGCGCCGUAUCCCUGUCCCAGAGGUCCCUGGCUUCGGAUGACAUGGACUGCGCGCUGGAUUUGUCUUUCAAGCCACCGUCUAGCAGAGAUCCCUUCCACCCCUCCUACGUCGCGGGACAGCUGGCCCUCGACAGCCAGCAGCAGGGCACUGAGCCACUUGUUAAAGACGAACACGACUUGCUGUCAGAGCAGGAGGACAGUGAGCCGGUGAGCCCGGAGAGCCAGCGCUUUGGGAAUAGUGCCAGGAGCUCGGUGGUGACAGGGUUCGCUGCCCUCUUCCCGGGCAACAACGGCUCCACAGCCGCCCUGCUCUCCCGGGGGGAGGACCUGAUGAUGGGGGAGGAGGAGGAGGAGGACGAGGAGGAGGAGGGGGGGGGGAGACGGGGGCGCCGCCGCCCCCCCGGCCACCACCACCACCAACAACACCACCACCACCACCGCGGGGGCAGGGAGGGCGCCCCCGGCCGGGAGGGGGAGGGGAGGGGGAGGGGCGCGCUGCUGGCAGGGGACAGCGAGGAGGAGGAGGAGGACGAGGACCUGGCCUCCUCGGACAUCUCCACGUCCAGCGGCGUGCUGCUGCUGCCCCCGGCGGCAGCGGCGGCGGCGGCCGGCCAGCAGGUCUGCGUGUGCCCUCUGUGCAGCAAGGUGUUCGCCAGCCCCCACGUGCUGCAGCUGCACCUCAGCUCGCACUUCCGCGAGAAGGACGGCACGCGGGCCAAGCUGUCGCCCGACGGCUCGGUGCCCACCUGCUCGCAGUGCGGCAAGACCUUCUCCUGCAUGUACACGCUGAAGCGCCACGAGCGCACACACUCGGGCGAGAAGCCGUACACGUGCGGCCAGUGCGGCAAGAGCUUCCAGUACUCUCACAACCUGAGCCGCCACGCGGUGGUGCACACGCGGGAGAAGCCGCACGCGUGCAAGUGGUGCGAGCGGCGCUUCACGCAGUCGGGGGACCUCUACCGCCACAUCAGGAAGUUCCACUGCGUCCUCACCAAGACCCUAUCGACUAUCGGAUAAAAACUAAACAAACUCACAGACAGAGAAACACUCUUCACUGGUGCCAUGGCAGGAGAGACACACCAGGAUGUGUCUCUUCUUGCACUGCUUACUACUACUACUACUACUACUACUACUAUUACUACUAUGACUACUACUACUGAUUUAUGUUUUAUUUGUUUUCUUUCUUUCGUGUGAACACACUGGGAAUUUGCUGGAGUCGAUGCGUGCGUUUUUGGAAUUCUACCCCUCAUCCGCCCACGAGGCGUUUCUCAAGCUAAAAGAGUUGUAACAAAUUUCAAACUGGAGCUAAUAUAAUAUAUUCUGGUAGCGAGCCAUGUUAUAGGCAUGCAUGAUGUCCGGAGGCAGGGCAGGUUGGAGACUAACCUCCCCAUUAUGUGUGCGCUGCUGAGGGAAGUCCAUCUGGAUCCUUUUGGGAGGGUGAACAAACAGGACGAUGCACUUGUUUUCUCCGUGUCUUAUGAGUGUCAAUCUGUUGCGUUUUUAGGCGGUGCUACGGAGAGAAAAAGGCCUUUUGCGUGCGUCUGCUGAGCGGAGGAACAAUAGUCCAUGCUGAAGUGAUGUUAGAGCAAUCAUUUGAGAGAACGAUGAGCGUUUCAACGUACACACAGAGGAGCAGUACUGUAAAUCAGUGGCAAUAUCUUCUUUUCUUUUGCCUCCUACUUUAUUAUUUAUUUAUAGUAUAAUACUUGUCUAAAUUAUCACGAGGCAACGUAAACAGAUGAGGUUUGAUUAUCAAGAGGAAGUGUUGAUUAUUUUAUUUUUUUCAUAGAGGCAGUGCAUUGCUUCUCAGUUGACAUGAAGGUUUUUUUAAUGAAGAAAAACACACCACCAUACUUGAAUGUUAUCUCAGUCUGGAUCAUUAAUAUACAAAAAUGUAUGUUUUGUCUUUACCAGAUUUAUGUUGUUGUGUCACGUAAACACACAUUGAAGGAAGCUCGCCUUUCAGAGAUGAGCAUGUAGAUAAUGGAUUACCGCAGUUUAAGCUGCAAUAUUGGUGCCUCCUGAAACUUUUUCUUUACCCAGUGUACUUAAAAUAAACCCACAUCAAUUGGACCUACAUGUUUGAUUUGAAAAUGCUAACGUAUCUUAAUGCCAGGAGGUAAUGUUGGUAGUUGGCAGUAAUCUCUCUUGUUACCUGGUAUUAACAGCAUGUUAAAUGGUGCACACGCUAAUGGACAGUGUGAAGGACACACUGGGAAGAGGCGCGAGUGUGAAUGUCGACAUACGAUUCUUGUUUUAAUAAUGGAUUGGUUACCAUCUUUGUAACCAGCCUCUGCUCUUUUGCCUACUGCUGGAUCUACUAACUUGUUCGUACUUUCUUUCUUUUUUUUUUACAUGCACAUGAUAUCAUGUCCCCUUCCUGUCUGCGUCUAAGAUACUACUGAUAAUAUUCAAGCUCUCACUUUGGGAAGAAUUUACCUUGAACUUUUGGAAGAAGACAGUGCAGUUUUGUUUAGUUAAACAUCUUUUUUGUUUUGACUGUUAGGGGUUCACUUUAGAUUCUAUAUUACUUCUUGCCUGCAAGUAGCACUAAACGUUGAUGAUAUUCAUUUCAUCCUACCUGAGAAGACUUGAUGAUAAUUAUUUAUUAGUUGGACUUGGUUCAGGGUUUAUUAAACGUAUAAUCUGAUUUCUAUAAGCUUGAAAGACAUUUCUUGGUACUUCUAUUGAAUUUGUGGGCUGUCCGACCUUCCAUUGAGCAAAUAGUGACUAAUAGUUUUAUUUUAUUUCCAUCCACCACACACAAAACUUAAGUAUUGAAAAUGUGUCACUGAUCUUAGAGAGGCACUUGUUUUUAGCAUCCAUGUAGUUUCAACACUAUUGUCUAGGCUGCUAUUUCUUACUCUUUGUAUAUUUAAUGUAAAUAUAUAGAAAUAUUUAUCAAACUUUGAUUGUGUGUUCCAUGUUGGCCUGCUGGGGCGGAGGAAGCCAGGGGUCGUACUGUGGCUGCUGUCACUCCUUGGCUUCCAAGUUGUGUCUUCCCCGGAGGGUUUUGACCUUUUCCUUUUAUCUCCCCCCCGUACUCCGGUCUCCGUACCAGAGGCGUUUGUGCCCUCGCUGUUUUAACCCGAGAAAACGUUUGUUUUCACAAGCACUGGCACAACGGAUACAGAGUAAGACUACCUAUAGAAGUAAGACAAUAUCGCCAUUGUCCCCCCCCCCCCCCCCCCCCUAUAUCCCAGGUAGUUCUCAAGGAAACAUUGUGGGGCUCUGUUCCUGCUGAGGGGUGGCGGUGGUGGAGGGAGACAGCCCGCCAGGGCUCUCUUUGCACUUUUCUGUAUUAAAUGGAGCCUUUGGAAUGCGAGGAAGGCAUUCAGCAGAGGCAGAGUGAGGGGAGACUGUAAACAGGUGCAUUGUGGGGCUGCAUCAAGGAGGAGCUGGCUGUCCCAGCAUGCAGUAGAUAAGUGCUCCAUUGUUCUUGCAUGUAGGGGAUGAUACCAUGGCAACUUGAUUGCACAUCUAUCAGGAGAAUUAUCUUAAUUGUCCUUAGUAUUGCUUUUCGAGUCGUCCUCAUAUGGCAAACAUGACCCAUAAGAAACUGCGAUGGCUUAAGGAAGUUAAUGACCUUGUCAACAUUGGUCUAGCCCUACACGACUUGGGUUUUAGGGUUUUCUAUGUUUAUUAAUAAAAACUUUGUGUGGUCUUCUGUUAGAAGUUCAAGUCAAUGCAGGAGUUAAACUCUUGGAAGAUUAAAUGCAAUUUAUUCACUCCGUUCCAUAAUCGGUAAUCUGUAAUGGCAACUCAUGGAAUGGUUUGGUUGUGAUUUUUUUGGGGGGUUGAUUUGGAUUACUGUCUUUAGUUUUUUUACUUUAAAAGCAUGACUUUGAUUGGUCAACUAUAGGCUUCUUAAAAUCCUUGGUGCAGAAAAACAACUUUAAAUAGUCAAUUCCACACACACACACACACACACACACACACACACACACACACACAGUUGAUUUAACUUUCCGCCUGCAGCGCAAAUCGAACAUGGUGCAGUUUAACUCUGAUGUACACGUGUACAAAUGUAGAAAGUAAACUAACAAUGUAUAAAGACAUGUUUUGUGUUUAUUUUGUUUUUCAGUCCUUUCAUUUGUAACUCCAGGAAGAUCACAGAAUGUGCCUUGUAGACACACUGCAGUGUGUUGUAUCUGGAGAGGAGUCCCCCUUUAUACACUGUACUGUCUGCCCUAGACUCCAGUCAAAAUGUUAAUUUCACUUGUUCGUUUCAAACUGUCUAUAUAAAUAUAUAUAUAGAUGUAUCAAAAAAAAUGAAGUCUUUUUUUAAAUUAUUUCUUCUGGCUGCUUUUGGAGAUUAGAAUGAGAUAUUGAGUUUACCACUGUGUUAAUAAAUAUGUUCUUGGUGUGUAAACACUGGGGACAUGCACUCUGUUAGGCUUAUAUUAGCCACGAUUGUUAGGAGCUAACAAAAGUCUUGUUUAUUUUAUUUGAUGCAUUUUUUGAAUGUGAAACACCGAACUCUCCCAAUUUGUACAAAAACACAUAGCAUUUCUCUGAACUGGGGCUGUUUUUUUAUUAUUUUGUGCUUAACUCCUGCUGUAUGUUUGGUAGACUUUCACUGAUACUGGAAUGUUUCUCUUUUUACAGGUUCCAACUGUGAAAUUGUGUAUAAUCAUGAGAAAUAUUUAUGACCGCAUUGCCAUCUUGUGCAACCUUUGACUCAAAACAGAGCAUCUACAUGUCAAUGAACGUCUUUUUAAUUACAUUUGUAGAAGUGCCAUUAGAAGUUAAUAUAUUUUUUUUUUAAUAAGAAAAGUAUAUUUUAUAGUAAUCAAAAGCUUGAUUAUUAGUGGUCUAGAGAUUAGAGGACAAUCUUAAGAAGAAUUGACAUUGCUUAGUUUUCGAGGCAAUUUACUUCGAUCUGUAAUAUGUAUCUGCUGUUUUUCUUUUGUUUGCGCUUUUCAAGUGUGCUUGUGUGUCUGCUGUGAAAAUGUGACAAUCUUGAUUUAGUUCUUUAUUACAAUAUGCAUAGAUUAAAUGAAAAGACUUUC